GUCAUUCUAAGUAGCCGUAUUUAUUUCUGUUUAAAAUCGACUUUGAUAUAUUUAACGAGGUUUCCUGAAAGCACCACAAGUUGCCUACCCUGGUAACAAGAGUGGGUGGCGGCUGUGCCAAAACUGCCAACACGCGACCCCCGCGAUACACGCAUAGGAAGGGGCGACCACGUGGAUUUGGUAACUUUGGUCCAGCGGCGCAGACAUUGGUGUUAUCGAGUCACAACAAGUAAGUCAAUUAUCGAGUCACAACAAGAAAGAUGAAUCACAUUCCAGAAGACAACCGGCAGUACAAAUGUGUCAACUACUGGGACGAAAGGUACAAGGUGGAGGAAAGCUACGACUGGUUGGGUGGUUUCUCCAAAUUCCGACACAUCUUGGAAAAAUACAUCAAGAAAGACGACUCCAUUCUCGUACUUGGCUGUGGGAACAGCAGUAUGAGCGCUGACAUGUACGACGCCGGCUACCGCUCCAUCACCAAUAUCGACUACUCCUCGGUGUGCAUUAACACCAUGAGCGCAAAACACGCCGACCGCCCGGGUAUGAGCUGGCGGCAGAUGGAUAUGCGCCAGCUUUCCUUCCCCGACGCGUCCUUUGACGUGGUCCUAGAGAAGGCCACGCUGGAUGCCUUGAUGGUGGAGGAGAAAACCCCCUGGGAGGUGUCCCCUCAGACUGCCCAUUUCAGUCACCAGACCCUCACUGAGGUGUGUCGCUGCCUGAAGCCUGCAGGACUGUUUGUCUCGGUUACCUUCGCCCAGCCCCUCUUCAGGAGACGUCUCUACGCUCGCAGCGAGUACCACUGGUCCAUCACACAACACAGCUAUGGGGAGGGCUUUCAGUAUUUUGUGUACGUGAUGACCAAAGGCCAGGCUCUUAGCUCAGAAGAUGCAGCUCUGGAGAAGAAGCUAUUAGAAAGUACUCAAUCUUUACCUCCAAAAACCCUUACAACAACAGAGAACCUUGAUCAGGAAGACUUCCUGUCUAAAAUUGACUUAUAGGAGGAUCUGUUCUGUGCUGUUCCUUAGCUUGGACUUAUACAUUUUAUCUUUAAAAUCUGAAAAUAUACUGACUACUGAACAAGCGAACAUGUCAUCGUUAAGAUACCGUUUUACAUGCUUUUUUAUUAUGGCAAAUGAUUCUAUAAAAAGUAAAUCUGGUUUUAAAUUGUAAAUUUUUUGUAAGGUACAAAAUACUGUUUUCUUUUAAUUACCUUUUUAAACAUUUUUUAGAUGUAAAAAAAACGGAAA
Molecule: messenger RNA, 1247 nt
Organism: Nerophis lumbriciformis (worm pipefish)
Lineage: Eukaryota; Metazoa; Chordata; Actinopteri; Syngnathiformes; Syngnathidae
Source: RefSeq, a predicted model, not a curated record